AUGCUCGCCUGGCACUCUGAUCGGCCGCCGCCGCGGCUGCACCACACCGUCACGGAGGAUGAGUCCGGCGCGCGGCUCACCCGCGUCGGUGGAUCGCGGUUCGCGCCACUCGGGACAAAGUCUCAGGCCGAGCACGCCGUCAGGCGGGGAGACCUCCUCGUCAACGGGCUGGCGGUGGAGAAGUCGCGGCGGGUGCAGCAGGGCGACGUGCUGCAGCUGCAGCCGCCCGCCGCCGCGAGGCCGUCAGAAAAGCGGCUGCACGCGCGGGCCCGCUUUGUCGAGCACCUGCGCUCCCAGGGCCUGCGGGUGCUCCACGAGGAUGAGGCCGUCGCGGUCGUCUUCAAGCCGCCGGGCAUCCACACCAAGGCGGGCAGCAACGCGAAGUUCGCUGCGCUCGAGGACGCCCUGACGGCGGAGCUGUCCCCUCCGCCGCGCGACGCUCCCGACGCGCUGCCGCUGCCGCUGGCCCUGCACCGGCUCGACGUGCCCGUCUCCGGCCUCUGCCUGGUUGCGAAAACGAGGAGCGCCGCCGUCGAGCUCGGCCGACAGUUCGCCGCCCGCGAGGUGGCGAAGGUGUACCACGCGCUGCUGGUCGGCCGCCCGCCCGUCGACCAGGCCUGUGGCGGCCGCCUCGAGAUCCGCGCGCCGCUGCAGGGCCAGCCUGCGGCGUCGACCCUCGAGGUGCUCUCUGUGACGCCGCACGCGCAGUGGGGCCACCUCUCGUGGGUCCGCAUGUCGCCGCUCACGGGGCGAACCCACCAGCUACGCCUGCACGCCGCCGGCCUGGGCUGCCCGAUCGUCGGCGACGACUUGUACUGGGGACACGCUGCGGCGGCGCGCCGCUCGCGAGGGGGGGCGGAGGCGCUGCCGCCGGUCCGGGCCAGCGGCGGCCUCUUCCUGCAGUCGUGCGGCGUCGCCUUUGCGCACCCGGACCCGCAGAGAGGCCUCGUGCAGGUGAUGGUGGGGGAGGCGCCCAAGUUUGGUGCCUUGCGGGCGAGAGCGAGGAGCGGGGCGCAGUACCAUGGGUUGUAUGGGCGCACACUUGAAGCACGAGUGCGGCCGGUAGCUUAG
Messenger RNA from Emiliania huxleyi CCMP1516, 1071 nucleotides. RefSeq lists its product as hypothetical. The coding region runs from base 1 to 1071 and encodes 356 amino acids. The record is from RefSeq and is a predicted model, not a curated record. Gene Ontology annotation, molecular function: RNA binding; pseudouridine synthase activity. Gene Ontology annotation, biological process: pseudouridine synthesis. The transcript has a single exon. Lineage: Eukaryota; Haptophyta; Isochrysidales; Noelaerhabdaceae.